AUGGGCGUCUGGUGGUCCCAGGGCCGGUGCGGCCGUAUCUGCUCCGCCGUCUCAGCCUCCGUCACGCUCAGCUCUUUCGUCUGGCUGUCCACAUUCACUGGACUCAAGCUCGUACUGGAUCCACCGCAACAGCUCGAGGACAUCGCACUCUGCUGUUUCGUUAUUGUUCUCUGUUCCGGAUUUCUUGCCAAGGUCGUGUUCUUCAUCUAUAAAAGUGACGCCCUGCGAGAACUGCUGCAGCUGCUGUCCGACGCCAGGAGAAACUACGGGGACGGCGAAAGCAGUCGGAGCAUCCGGCGCCGAUACCAGAAGCUGUCACGGCGCCUAUACCUCUGCAUGCAGGUGGCUGUGCUGCAAGGACUCGCCGCGUGGGUUUCCACGCCUGUGUUGGUGCGCGUCUUCCUCAGCUCUGACCAGAACUCGCUUGAAUCAGCUCGCCAGUUCCCCGUACCCCUGUGGUUCCCUGGAAAUAUGUACUCGUCACCAACAGUGAUAAGCUGGUCGACUCGGCUGUCAGCUGUGGCUGGGCCGACUGUGACGCCCGCUUCAAGAGGAGCCUCCUCGUCUUCAUGA
Molecule: messenger RNA, 573 nt
Organism: Schistocerca serialis cubense
Lineage: Eukaryota; Metazoa; Arthropoda; Insecta; Orthoptera; Acrididae
Exons: 4
Coding region: 1-573 (190 amino acids)
Source: RefSeq, a predicted model, not a curated record